AUGGCUUCUCAGUUUGUCCUCUACGAUCUUGCCUCACCAAAACCCAACAGAAGCUGGUCUCUGAACACCUUGAAGACCCGCAUCGCUCUGAACUACAAGGGCAUCGACUACGAAACCAAAUGGCUGGAGUUCCAGGACAUCGAGCCAACCUUAAAGGCAAAGGGCGUGCAGCCAAACGCCUCAGGCACCGCGUUUACGGUGCCAACAAUAACCACUCCCGACGGAAAGACAAUCAUGGACUCCGUUGCAAUUGCCACUUAUCUGGAGUCUGAGUACUCCACACCAAAGUAUCCAGCCCUCGAGAUCGAUACCGACCGCCUGGCCAAAGUGCAAGCAGCGACUAGCGCCACGUUCGGGCCCCUAUUCCCAGUCCUUGCGCCCCUCGUAUUUGGAGAACUCAUCUCUCCCGGAAGCGUCGAGUACGUGAAAGCCAAGUACGGAGGUAAAUUGACGACAGAGGUCGAGGAUCCUGAAGCUGUAUGGGAGAGUGCUCGACCUGCGUUAACGGCGUUGGCUUCGCUUCUGAAAGAGAAGGAAGGCCCAUUCUUCGAAGGGACCACUAGAUCACAUGCCGACUUGCCCUUGGUCGCAAUGUUGCAUUCUUUCACUAGACCCAAAGAUAAAGCUGCUUUUGAUCGUUUGGUCAACUUCGAUCCAGCUUUCAAGACUUUGUACGACGAGUAUGCUCCCUACACAAAACGCGAUGACUAG
This is a messenger RNA of Pseudovirgaria hyperparasitica, 711 nucleotides long. RefSeq lists its product as uncharacterized. Gene Ontology annotation, biological process: L-phenylalanine catabolic process; glutathione metabolic process. The coding region runs from base 1 to 711 and encodes 236 amino acids. Lineage: Eukaryota; Fungi; Ascomycota; Dothideomycetes; Acrospermales; Acrospermaceae. The transcript has a single exon. The record is from RefSeq and is a predicted model, not a curated record. Gene Ontology annotation, molecular function: glutathione transferase activity; maleylacetoacetate isomerase activity.